AUGGUCUCCCGGCAAGGGGACAUGGAGGGGGCUGCUGUUGGGCCUUCGCCCUCCAUGGCUGGAUCACCAGCCAUGGGGCCCUUGUUCCGGCCCCUCAGCACCAAGGAUGAGGAGCAGCAGACCACCAAAAUCGAGUCAUUGUGCAUGAACUGUUACUGGAAUGGCAUAAGCCUUCUGCUCACCAAGAUCUCCUUCUUUAGAGAAAUAAUCGGGAGUUCCUUUUCCUGUGAGCACUGUGGCUGGAACAACAUGGAGAUCCAGUCAGCAGGCAGGAUCCAGGACCAGGGAGUGCGCUACACUUUGACCAUCAGGGGCCAAGAGGACAUGAACAGAGAAGUGGUGAAGACGGACUCUGCCACCACAAGGAUCCCGGGGCUGGAUUUUGAAAGUCCAGCUUUCAGCCAGAAAGGAGCUCUGACCACCGUUGAAGGAUUGAUCAGCCUGGCAAUCUCUGGCCUAGAACAGGACCAGCCCACACGAUGGGUAAUGGAACAUGCCGUAGCCAAAAGGAUUGAUGUGUUCAUUGGCAAACUGAAGGACCUAAAGCAAGUGGCUUCCCCAUUCACUCUGAUCAUUGAUGAUCCCUUGGGAAACAGCUUUGUAGAAAACCCACAUGAUCCCCAGAAAGAUGAUGCCUUGGUGAUCACACACUACAGCCAGACGCCACAACAGGCUGAGAUGCUGAGUCUCCAAGCAGAAGCACGAGAAGAGAAGUCGGAAGAGGAAAACCUCAGAAAUGAAGUGCUCCAGUUCAACACCAACUGCCCAGAGUGCAACGCCCCAGCUCAGACCAACAUGAAGCUAGUCCAAAUCCCCCACUUUAAAGAGGUUAUCAUCAUGGCCAACAACUGUGAGAAAAGUGGGCAUCGGACUAAUGAGGUGAAGUCUGGAGGAGCAGGGGAGCCUUUGGGUACCAAGAUCACACUCCACAUCACAGAUCCCUCAGAUAUGACCAGAGACCUCCUCAAGUCUGAGAUGUGUAGUGAGGAAAUCCCGGAGCUGGAGUUUGAACUGGGAAUGGCUGUCCUUGGGGGCAAGUCCACCACUCUCAAGGGGCUUCUCAAAGAUAUCCAAGAAUUGGUAACCAAGAACCCAUUCACACUGGGUGACAGCUCGAACCCUAACCAGUUGGAGAAACUGCAGGAGUUUAGCCAAAAGUUGGAACAGAUCAUCGAGGGCAAGAUGAAGGCCCACUUUAUAAUGAACAAUCCAGCAGGAAACAGCUACCUGCAGAAUGUGUACGCCCCUGAAGAUGAUCCAGAGAUGAAGGUGGAGAGGUAUAAGUGUACCUUUGACCAUAAUGAGGAGCUUGAGCUCAAUGACAUAAAGACAGAGGGCUAUGAGGAAGCCUGGCCCCACAGCAGUAGCAGUGCACAGCUCACAGGCCAGCCUCAGUGUCACCAGCACCACAGGCUGACUUAUGACUGUUGGAAUAUGAAGAGCGUCCAAGCCCUUGCCCAUGGUGAGGAGGACAUCGCUUGA
Onychomys torridus (southern grasshopper mouse) is the source of this 1482-nucleotide messenger RNA. Its product is annotated as zinc finger protein ZPR1-like. Gene Ontology annotation, molecular function: translation initiation factor binding; zinc ion binding. Lineage: Eukaryota; Metazoa; Chordata; Mammalia; Rodentia; Cricetidae. Gene Ontology annotation, biological process: positive regulation of gene expression; axon development; Cajal body organization. Gene Ontology annotation, cellular component: cytoplasm; axon; nucleus. The record is from RefSeq and is a predicted model, not a curated record.